AUGCGUGUCUUCCUUGUCCAAACGGCCCAUGGUCUGAACGCUCCCUCUGGAGGAUACAGAUCUAACCUUGGCUUCAUCCGUCAACUGGGCGCUUACGGUCACGCGGUUGCCCAGACAUGCUACGCCUGGGAUGACGAAGUGGAGGCAGGAGUGGCAAAGGCGAAGACAAAGGGGGUCAAUCCGGAGGUUCAGCGUCUACCUAACGUCGACCUUGGUCAAGAUCCCAAAACUGGGAUCAAGCGGCGACUCCGUGUCACCAAAUUCGUUGAUGAAAACCGAAUUCUUAACAUUGUCAUCUCGCGGGCGUUAUGGGAGUUGUAUCCCCACGCGGAGCAGGUGGCAGACCACAGAGCAUAUCUGGAGCAUAAUCUUGCGAGCCCCCGUUUGGCAGCCCUCGUCAACUUGUGGUCGAGCCAGAUCGCAGCCUUCAAGCCCUCGCACGUUGUCUUCAACGACGGCCUCACAAUGAGAAUCACCCAGCAUAUGCUGCAGCCUGGGAGUCCAUACUCGCAUAUGAAGUUUAAAAGAGUGUGCAUCGUCCACUCUGCAGAGCAGCUCCCAUUUGGGCCCUUCUGCGGCAGCCUCUCUGGGCACUGUCUGUCCGCACCGGCCGAGAACAAAAUGCUGAGAGGACUCGACGGGAUAUGGACCGUGUCGCGUGGUAUUCAGGACUACGCGAUGAAGCAUGGUAACCUGAAGACGACCUUCUUUGUCCACGCGACUUGGACAUAUCUCGAGGGCGGUAACAUCCCAAUGCGCCGGAACAACGUCGAUAAAACCGAAGUCGGUCUGGUCAACGCUUGUGCACUCAAAGGGCUUCCUAUCUUCAUUGAGUUGGCCAAGAGAAUGCCGCAUAUCAAAUUUGUCACUUGGAAGAGCUGGGGUACCAAACAAUGGCAUCUCGACCAGCUUCAGCAGCUGCCAAACGUCAAAGUGGAGCCUUCAACAACAGACACAGAGCGGGAUAUCUGGGACAGGAUCAAGGUCCUCUUGGUACCCUCGGUGUGGAACGAGGCAUGGGGGGCCGUCAUCACCGAAGCGCAACUCCGCGGGAUCCCCGUGAUGGCGUCUGACGCAGGCGGCAUUCCCGAGGCUAAGAUUGACCUCCCUUACCUCGUCCCUGUGAAGAUGGUGACGGGCGAGGUGGACGCCAAGACCGGUGACUAUGUUGUCCCUCCCCAGGAUAUUGCGCCCUGGGAGCACGCACUCGCCAGGCUGAUGGCCAGGGACACGACCGAGUACGAAGAGCUAUCUGACUACACGGCGCGGAAAACGGUGCAGUGGAUUCGGGGCCUUGAUCAACGAGCUCAGGAGAAGUGGCUCCUCAAGAUGUGA
Messenger RNA from Chaetomium globosum CBS 148.51, 1335 nucleotides. RefSeq lists its product as uncharacterized. NCBI's taxonomy places the organism in Eukaryota, Fungi, Ascomycota, Sordariomycetes, Sordariales, Chaetomiaceae. The transcript has 3 exons. The record is from RefSeq and is a predicted model, not a curated record. Bases 1 to 1335 code for a protein of 444 amino acids.